This is a messenger RNA of Cucurbitaria berberidis CBS 394.84, 908 nucleotides long. RefSeq names its product ribosomal protein S4e. The record is from RefSeq and is a predicted model, not a curated record. Gene Ontology annotation, molecular function: RNA binding; structural constituent of ribosome. The coding region runs from base 46 to 834 and encodes 262 amino acids. Gene Ontology annotation, biological process: translation. The transcript has 4 exons. NCBI's taxonomy places the organism in Eukaryota, Fungi, Ascomycota, Dothideomycetes, Pleosporales, Cucurbitariaceae. Gene Ontology annotation, cellular component: cytosolic small ribosomal subunit; ribosome.
AGGACUCCGACAACCUUCGACGACUAACCUCACAAAACAGUCAAAAUGGGCCGUGGACCAAAGAAGCACCAGAAGCGCCUCAGCGCGCCCUCGCACUGGCUUUUGGACAAGCUGUCCGGUGCCUACGCACCCAAGGCCUCCCCCGGUCCUCACAAGCUCCGCGACUCGCUGCCUCUCGUCAUCUUCCUGCGUAACCGCCUCAAGUAUGCGCUCAACGCCCGCGAGGUCAACGCCAUCCUCAUGCAGCGCCUCGUCAAGGUUGACGGCAAGGUCCGCACCGACUCGACGUUCCCCUCUGGUUUGAUGGACGUCAUCUCGAUCGAGAAGACUGGCGAGAACUUCCGCCUCAUCUACGACACCAAGGGCCGCUUCACCGUCCACAGGAUAACUGAUGAGGAGGCACAAUACAAGCUUGGCAAGGUCAAGCGUGUCCAGCUCGGCAAGGGCGGCAUUCCCUACUUGGUUACGCACGAUGCGCGAACAAUCCGCUACCCCGACCCGUCCAUCAAGGUCAACGACACUGUCAAGAUCGACCUCAGCACUGGCAAGAUCUCCGACUUCAUCACGUUCGAUACUGGUGUCAUUGUCAUGGUCACCGGUGGUCGUAACAUGGGUCGUGUUGGUGUCAUCAGCCAUCGUGAGCGCCACGACGGAGGCUUCAACAUUGUCCACUUGAAGGACGCCGUUGACAACGAGUUCACCACUCGUGAGACCAACGUCAUCGUCAUCGGAAAGGAGAAGCCAUGGAUCUCGCUGCCCAAGGGUAAGGGUGUCAAGCUCUCGAUUGCUGACGAGCGUGACCGCCGCAGGGCGUACGCCAUUGCUGGCCAGUAAGUGUGAUGGCUGGAGAGAGGUAGAUUAGCAUAUGAAGUUGGAAUGAUUCUAUGAGCAUCGGUGCAGGACUCGGA